UGGCAUGUGGACCCAUGGAUAAUUGGAUUCUCAUUUCUCCUAAUACAUUGCAUCUUCAACAACCCUUUUCACUACUUUGCAUCACCCCUUUGCAAUUUGUCUUAAACAAUUUUUCCCUAAUAAUUAUUUUAUUCUCCACCUCCGAGUCCGACCCAGCAUAUUUUCUUUUUAUUGUUUCUUGUUCAAUAAGAGGCUUCACCGAGGUUUUGGGAUGUAAUGGUUUCACCUUUGGACCUUCAUUUCAGGUUGAGUGCAAACUCCAAUCUUGAUUUGCGCUUCUUCAGUUUUAAAGUAAGUUCUUGACCAUAAAGUGCAACUCUUUCUUCCCCCCCUUGUAUUUUGGUGUAAAGAUUGCUGCUUUUUCGGGGUAUUUUGGCGAAACAUUGAGUAUGUUUGGUUAUUUCUGGUGAUUGGAGAUUUGCUUUUUGUAUAUGAAUGGAUGAUAUUUUAUGGGUUCUUUCCAUUUGUAAAAACUCGCGAAAGGGUUGAUCUGAGUUGAUGAUUAGAAUUUUGACAUAGGCGUCUUGGAUUGUGGUUUAGGAGUCUUAUGUGGUUGUUUCUGAGGAAUAGCGAUGAAUUGAGAGGACAGAUGAGGCUGUGUGUGCAAGGACAGAUGGGUUUUGAGGAUGUAAGACAGCUUGGAAUUUAGGGGUUUUAAGGAUCUUGCUAAAGAGUGUCUUCACAGAGUGAAGAUUGGGGUUGUGUGUGCACAAUUUGAUUGGUUGAGGUGAAUGUGUUUUGUGUUUGAUCUAAAGCUGUUUUAUAAGGGAUUAUGGAAGGAAAUCUGUCCUCGAGGAAUACGAUGCAAGGUGAUGGUUCUUUUGGAGGUUUUGAUUUGCAAGGCCCGAUUUUAGUUCAUCAUCACCAACAACUUAACUCUCAUCCUAGACAAGGAUCAUCGAUGCUUAAUCAUGAGAAUUUCCCCCUUACAAUGGGGAGCAGUCGAGAUUGUGAUCAUACUGUUUCGGUGGCUGAGUAUAAUAAACUGGAGAGAGGGAAAAUGGUGAGCGAUGAGGAUGAGCCAAGCUUUGUGGAAGGUGUUGCAGAUGGUCGAAAUGAUCCAAGCAAAGGGAAGAAAGCUUCUAUGUGGCAACGCGUCAAGUGGACAGACACGAUGGUCAGGCUGUUAAUUACUGCUGUUUCUUACAUAAGUGAGGAAGCAGCUGCUGAACAUGGGGGCGGUUCAGGGAGGAAAUAUACAAAUUUACAGAAAAAGGGGAAGUGGAAAUCUGUCUCGAAGGUCAUGGCUGAAAGGGGUCAUUUCGUUUCACCUCAGCAAUGUGAGGAUAAAUUUAACGACCUCAACAAACGAUACAAGAGGCUGAACGAGAUCCUCGGGAGAGGAACUUCGUGCGAGGUUGUUGAGAAUCCUGCACUUCUAGAUAUGAUGGAUCACAUUUCUGAGAAAGCAAAGGAGGAGGUUCGAAAAAUUUUGAGCUCAAAGCAUUUGCACUACGAAGAGAUGUGUUCUUACCAUAAUGGGAACCGUUUGCAUCUGCCUCCUGACCCUGAAUUGCGGCGUUCUUUGCAAUUGGCUCUUAGGAGUAGAGAUGAUCAUGAUGAUAAUGAUGUGAAAAGGCAUCCGCAUGAAGAUAACGAUGAGGUUGAUCAAGAAGCUGAAUUUGAUGACCAUGGUGAAAGUGAGGAUAAUCAGGCCCUACCUGGGGAUCACCGGGCAUAUGGACUGCCUGGGAACCCUGCAAAGAGGGUGAAACACUGUCAGGGUCAUGAGGAUUUUAGUUUCAGGAGUUGUUUGAAUUCUGUAGAUUGCAACAAAACUUUCAAUUUUCAGGCAGAAAAUGCCGAUUCUGAUGCAAACCAAGCUACUGGCGAUGGCCCAAAAUCAAACGCCAUGUUACAGAAGCAGUGGAUGAGUCAUCGGAAUCUUCAGUUAGAAGAACAAAGGCUACACAUAGACCUGCAAAUGUUGGAACUGGAGAAAGAGAGGUUCAAAUGGCAGAGAUUUUGUCGGAAAAAGGAUCGAGAAUUAGAGAUGAUGAAGAUGGAGAUUGAGAGAAUGAAACUCGAGAAUGAACGUAUGGCUUUGGAGCUGAGACGAAAGGAGAUGGGCAUCGACAACAAUUAAACUCCUCCUUUCUUGACAAACCCCAUCAACCAUUGAGGGGUAUAUUUGAUGAUGCAUUACACCAGUUUCUCUUGUGUAUAUGUUUCAGUUCUGGCUUAUGAUCAUGCUUGUAUCAUUCAUAGCAUUGACUGUAGUUUUAUACAUAUUGUAGGGAAUACUUGUGCGGUUGAGGAACUUGUGUCAUUUGUGGUUGUUACCGUAUCAGACACGGGCUUCUGUUUUUGCACAUCUUUCUUAACGAUUUUCUGUGGUACUUGGUGGUAUAGCAAUUCAAGUGCAUUUAGCUGAUGAAAGAUUCACAUUCGUCAUUUGUAUCUU
This is a messenger RNA of Sesamum indicum (sesame), 2404 nucleotides long. RefSeq lists its product as uncharacterized. The record is from RefSeq and is a predicted model, not a curated record. Lineage: Eukaryota; Viridiplantae; Streptophyta; Magnoliopsida; Lamiales; Pedaliaceae.